AUUUAAAAGGCAGAGAGAUGGCCUUUUAUAAUUUAUAUAUCUUGCUGUGUUUUAUAAUAUUUCAACUAUGAGCGCUCACGAACAUUGUCAUAACUGUUUCUCACGGUGCUGUACAGAAACAGAAUGUCCUAUGGUUGUUUGCCAAUUUAAUUGCGGUCAAAAAUUUCACGAGUGUAAGUCGUUAGAUCAUGGUUAUAUAUGUCAAAAUAAAAAGGUACCUUGUAUUAACGUUUAUUACGGCUGUCCAAUGGUUCUAGCACGUUCACAGCUGGCCUCUCACAUCCAAAAUUGUCCGGCAAGUGUUGUACACUGCACAUACGAGUGGGUUAGGAAACCAGUGUACUCUCAGGAACGAUUAAGAUGGGUUCCAUUCGAACAACCGAAUCCUGUGCUGGUAGAAGGAUAUUUGGAUGUGGAACUGGCGUUGCAUGAUCAAAAGGUUGUUAACAAAAUGGUCCAAGUGCAAUACAAGCAAGGCGUUGCACGAAAAAGAUCAGAAUGCCAUGAUUCAAGUUUAAAGUUGUCCUACGAAAGGGCCAAGUCUUUUCGAGAUGAGGUAAAAAGUGCAGAGAUUGUCGCAAAUGAUCUCCCAAUAACUACACUGGACUUGGUGGAACGUAAAAAAUUGGUAGACAAUAGUAUAUCUUCACCAGAAAGUGAUAGUGACAAUUGUUCCAUGUCCGCUGAUGUAGAUAUACCAGAAUGCCCAGCUUUACCAGACACACGGUUGGGAUUAGGUCUAAAUGUUAAUAUAGAGAUGUUUCCAAAAUUUGGACGGCAUAGUUACCCUUAUAUGAUUCCCUGUGGCCAGGUCCUACAGAGACGAGAGUACCCAGCACAUUUUAAGAAUGUCCACAAUGAUGUUCACAACGGGUUAGGUUGGAUUGAGCGUCGAUGUCCGAUGGCUCAGUAUGGUUGUCGCUAUGUUGACCAUCCACUUUUACCAUCCUCGCAAAAUGGCAGCGUUGUGUUUAAUCAAAUCCUAGGUAUUGUUGGUGUUCGGCUCUUGAAGACCACAGAGAGUGAGGGCGAUUGUUAUCUUUUGUGUCUACCAUCUGAAUUGCUUGAAGAGAUUUGCAAAUGGCUUGACGGAUUCAGUUUGAAUAAUUUAAUGCAGACAUGUAGGACAUUACACAAUAAUUUAAAAGGUUUGUUGAAAAAACAGGGUGUGGUCACAAUGCAGUGGAGGAAACGGAUUUAUGAAGAUGGAUCAGCCUCGUGGACGUUUGGUAAAAAAGCAUGGCUGUUCUCAAAAGCUUCCUCAGAAAUCAAAAAGUGGGUAUUUUCAGAGUCUCCAGGGCUUGCUGCACAUUUUGAAAAAUGUCCUUAUUUCGAGAAAUAUUUGGCAAAAGAACCCUUCCAGUAUGUUCCUAAUCACCCAAGUGUUCACGGUCCGGAAACUUAAGAUGUUCCAUAGCUUAAUUUGGACAACAUGAUGAUAUAAUAAUCCAUGCUUUGUGAAGUAACAUAAAGUAUUUCAGUUUGUUCAAGAUUUUCAUUGUGAAAAAUGGUUCUGAUCGAGGCUUGUUGUAUAAAGCAGGAAACUGAGUUUGCAUAGUUCACACUGUUAAUGAUGCAGGAUUGUGAUUGGCCAAUUCUACCUUAAUUCAGUUAAUUGUCCUUUUCAAUUUUACAACUGAGUCAACUGACCCCUGUAGUUUGUUUUGAAAUUAGGCUAAGGUCAAGAUAUUCGUCUUCCUGUUUGCCAAAUGCAUUAAAGACAAUAAUUGAUAAUAGUUAAUCAGUUCUGGAUGCUUAUUGUUAAUGCAUUUUGCUUUCUAGAAAGACAGUCUUCUGGUAGAUAUCUAUUGGUUGGUAGUUUCAAUAUAUUUUUAGUCAUUUUAGUUUUCUAAAUUAAAUGCACACCAAUUAUCAAGGAAUUUUCCCGGAAUAUUUUUUUAUACUGUCAGACAGUUUUAUUGUUUUGGUUUCAAAACAAUCACGAACAUAAAAGUGAAAAAGACGAAAAUAUCCGGGCAGAAUACUAGGCGAUUAAAAAUGAUCAAAUUUGUGAAAUAUAAUUGAUAUCAUUCUGCGAUAUUUGUUGAGUAAAGUAGCAGAUAAAGUACGUUAAACUUGCUUUGUAGAACA
Molecule: messenger RNA, 2091 nt
Organism: Dendronephthya gigantea
Lineage: Eukaryota; Metazoa; Cnidaria; Anthozoa; Malacalcyonacea; Nephtheidae
Product: F-box only protein 30-like
Exons: 2
Coding region: 68-1405 (445 amino acids)
Molecular function (GO): zinc ion binding; ubiquitin protein ligase activity; protein binding
Source: RefSeq, a predicted model, not a curated record